GCCAGCUAGUAGGAGGAGUGAUCUCUAGUGAGUUGGGCCUGGGCAAGACCUGCUAAGGAGAGAGAGCACUGCAGUCAGCGUGGUCCAGUCUGUUGCUGACACCCGGGAAAAAGUUACUUUGAGUGCGAAAGAGCCACCGAAAAGAUGUCUGGAGACGACGAGCCACAAGAGCAGACCAUCGCCGAUGACUUGGUCGUCACCAAGUACAAGAUGGGGGCCGAGAUUGCCAAUCAGGCCCUGAAGACUGUGGUGGAGGCUGCCAAGGCAGGGGUGACUGUGGUCAGCCUCUGUGAGAAGGGAGAUGCUUUCAUCAUGGCAGAAACUGGAAAAGUCUUCAGGAAGGAGAAGGAUCUGAAGAAAGGCAUUGCGUUCCCAACCAGUGUAUCAGUCAACAACUGUGUGUGUCACUUCUCUCCCCUGAAGAGUGACCCUGAGAUCACACUGAAGGACCGGGACCUCGUCAAAAUUGAUCUGGGGGUGCACGUCGAUGGCUUCAUUUCAAACCUGGCUCACAGCUUUGUGGUGGGAGUGACCAAGGAUGCUCCCUUGACAGGGCGUAAGGCUGACGUUAUUAAAGCGGCACACCUAUGUGCCGAGGCUGCCCUCAGACUGGUCAAGCCUGGAAACCAGAACUCACAGGUCACAGAAGCCUGGAACAAGAUUGCCAAGUCAUUCAAAUGCUCAGCCAUAGAGGGCAUGCUUUCCCAUCAGUUGAAGCAGCAUGUUAUUGAUGGAGAGAAAACCAUCAUUCAGAACCCCACGGACCUGCAGAGGAAGGACCACGAGAAGGCAGAGUUUGAGGUACACGAGGUGUACGCUGUGGAUGUGCUCGUCAGCACCGGAGAAGGCAAGGCGAAGGAUGCAGGCCAGAGGACCACCAUUUACAAGCGGGACCCAGACAAGCAGUACGGGCUGAAAAUGAAGACAUCCAGAAGUUUCUUCAGUGAGGUGGAGAGACGCUUCGAUGCCAUGCCCUUCACUCUCAGGGCGUUUGAGGAUGAGGGCAAGGCCAGGCUGGGUGUGGUGGAGUGUGCCAAACAUGAACUGCUGCAGCCCUUCAACGUUCUGCACGAGAAAGAAGGUGAGUUUGUUGCCCAGUUCAAGUUCACUGUGCUGCUGAUGGCCAACGGACCCCUACGCAUCACCACAGGGCUGUAUGAGCCGGAGCUGUAUAAGUCUGAACACGAAGUGGAGGACGCAGAUCUCAAGGCCUUGCUCCAAAGCUCAGCGAGCCGGAAGACGCAGAAGAAGAAGAAAAAGAAGGCUUCAAAGACUGUGGAAACUGAAACGGCACCAGGACAGCCAGCGCCGGAGGUCAAAGAGACUGAAGCUGCAGAAUAAAACCUUGCACCCCCUGACCUAGUCUUCGUCUCCCAAUAAUACUGACAGACAUUUGACAACUGACCAACCCAAAGAACAGAACAGAUGUCAAGACCUUCCAUCAUGCGCUCCUGUCCUGAGACGCCAGCCUUGCAGUGCGGCCUAGCCUUUUGUGAUAAAUACCUCCAAAUGUGAACUGAUGUCAGACUGUACAGGGGAUGGUGCUGACCCUUCUAAAUUCAAAUUAUGUCACAUCCCAUUUCAAUCUCACUGUCCUUGAGACAGCAGGGUUCUCCCCAGAAUAGUAACCACUAAGUGACACCUAGAGGGAUAUUGAGUAGUAGAAGGGCAUUUUCCUGAGUAGACUCUGUGGGAGACACGUUUUUACCAUACAGUCGUUGAGCCUUGGGACUGUAAUGAAAGUCAACAGUGAAUAAUAAAAUAUAUGAAAGCAAAGCACGACAGUGGAGGGUAUGAUACGAUUACACUGCGCCAAUGAUUAUUCUGAAGGAAAACCUUUGCGGUCAUAACCAUGGAUGUCAGUGUGUGUAUUAGUGAAUUAAAUGUGUAUUAACUUGAACCCUCCAUUAAACCUACUUAAAGCUCUUCUAAACAUAUGAAAGACCUUAUAAACAGCCAUGCUAGCAAAUGACGGCUGACUACGUUGCGACUCGAAUCGUUAUGUACAGUAGAUAAGCAAAUUCCUUAGGGGCGUACCUAGCUAUCUUACCAACUGUUUGUAACAACUGCCUGAAGUCAGUUUCCAUGGAUAUGUCCCCUAACGGGACUACAUAUUACAUUGAUUUUUCGAACAGGGAAUCGGAUAAGGGGCUUGCUCUACGCACCACACACCAAACUUUUUUUUUUGUCAUUGUUAUGCCCAAUGAUGAAGGGUUCAAAUGUUCACAUUAUUAAAUGAUUUGUUAUCUAUACGACCGCCAUAAUUCAGUUCAUAAUACACUGGUACUGCCAAUUCGUCAAUGAAUUGAACCUAUAUUAGUCAGUGUUUACAUCCGUUUCCAUAGUUGUUUAAUACCUGAUACUUAAUUGUAAAAUAAAUCAUCCCAGUUUCAGGCUAUUUUUAGAUUCAUUUUUACUAGAAACAUUACCAAGGCGGCAUCAAAUAACACAACUCUAUUAUAUUGAGUUUGGGUAUGAGGCAACUGACCAAAGGACUAACUAACCAACUGCCGCACCACUAGUUCUUGUGGGGUUUUCGUUCUGAAUAGGAUAUUAGAGGGAGAGAUCAUCCCAUCAUUGUGGGAAUGUUUCUUACUAGGUUGAUUACUUUCUAAGUUUGUUCUCAUGAAAGAAAUGUAUCCUCUCUUGUAUUGUAAAUGUGUAUGGGAUAUAAUUCUUCAAAAGUCUUUAUUUAGGAAGUAAUAGAAGUCUUCCCAAUAAAAUUUGGUAUUUUGGAAGCCC
This is a messenger RNA of Coregonus clupeaformis (lake whitefish), 2742 nucleotides long. Its product is annotated as proliferation-associated protein 2G4-like. NCBI's taxonomy places the organism in Eukaryota, Metazoa, Chordata, Actinopteri, Salmoniformes, Salmonidae. The transcript is spliced from 13 exons. The record is from RefSeq and is a predicted model, not a curated record. Bases 145 to 1341 code for a protein of 398 amino acids.